GUUGCAUGUUGUGUCGGAUAAUGCGCAGUCACUUCUCUCCUUAAAAGUCUGAAAAUGAGCGAUCAGAGAAAAAACGCGCUAAAAACAAUACUCCAGCUGACGUGCCAACUUUUCUGGGUGGUGGGGUUGGUGGUGGGCCUGGGCGGGGUCUACCUGCUGAUGAAGUACAAGCAGAGCAGUGUAUUUCUCUCUCAAAGCCACUUCCCCCUGCCCGCUUACCUCGCUCUUGCCAGCGCUGUGUUGAUACUCGCCUGCGGGGGCCUCGGCUCCUGGCUGAGCAUCAGAGAUUCCACCUUUCUGCAGGGACUGUUUGUUUAUCUGCUAGUGUUGGUCUUUUGUCUGGAAAGUACGGCUUCAGCGUUGGCUUUUUUUCACACUACAAAGCUGGAGUCAGAGUUAACUCCUCUCAGUGGAGUGUUUCAUAACUACACAGGCAGCGGCCAUGACCCUGACUCUCAGGCUGUGGAUGCUACACAAGCAGAGUUGCAGUGCUGUGGAGUGCAUGGCUACAGGGACUGGCUGGAAACCUCCUGGUUUAACAGCACCGGAGGACUCGUUCCUCACAGCUGUUGUAACUCUACUUUCCCCUCCUGCAAUGGCGCGGUGGACCAACCGUGGCAGCUAUACACACAGGGCUGCCAGGUGAAGCUAGAGAAGAGUUUACAGUUUGUGCUGAGAUUUAUCAUCUGGGGCUCCCCGAUUGUUUUUUUCGUGGAGGUUGUGUUGUUUCUGACGAUGGCACAGCUGAUGACUCAGACUGACCAAACCGUCAUGGAAUAUAGAAUACUAGGCAAAAACUAAAGUCACCGUUACAGAUGGGACUGCUUUGUACUUUGCACAAAAACUAUCUAACUACAUUAUGUCAUAGUCUCGUGUUUUAAUGCUCAUCCAAUUAUUGUAGAUUGUGAUUGUAAAGGCUUUUUCCUGAGCUCCAGAAGCAUGAGCUCUCCUCUGCUACACCACUUAUCACAGCUUUACUCCACUACAUGUGACAUAAAAGUAAUGCAUUUGUUGUGUAAUGAAGACGGAUAUUUCUGAAACCAAAAAGACGACUAUAGCUCAGGACAGACCCUAUAUAGCUUUGUUGAACGAAUAUAAGUAACAUAAUAAGUGACAUAAUGGAUCGGAUAAUAAAGCAAAAAUGUUGUUGUUCCCACGGUU
This is a messenger RNA of Gymnodraco acuticeps, 1161 nucleotides long. RefSeq names its product tetraspanin 37 (gene tspan37). Gene Ontology annotation, cellular component: membrane. The transcript is spliced from 7 exons. Lineage: Eukaryota; Metazoa; Chordata; Actinopteri; Perciformes; Bathydraconidae. The record is from RefSeq and is a predicted model, not a curated record. Bases 55 to 801 code for a protein of 248 amino acids.